AUGGUCGGUCUCGCGGUCUCGAGUGACGGCGGGGGUCGGCACGCGGAUUUCUAUAAUCCUUGGGGUACCGUUCAAGGCUACUCUCACCUCGCAACGCUUUACUCGGUCCGGACGCGAUUCGCCUUGUUGGAGGGCCUCGAGGCGGCCGCAGUGGAUACGUGUGACAGCUGCCUGCCUCUCCUCCGGAGGGUGCUGCUGCUGUCGAUAUAUGGCAAGCGCCCCCUAUAA
Molecule: messenger RNA, 228 nt
Organism: Trametes versicolor FP-101664 SS1
Lineage: Eukaryota; Fungi; Basidiomycota; Agaricomycetes; Polyporales; Polyporaceae
Exons: 3
Coding region: 1-228 (75 amino acids)
Source: RefSeq, a predicted model, not a curated record